Molecule: messenger RNA, 747 nt
Organism: Symbiodinium sp. CCMP2592
Lineage: Eukaryota; Dinophyceae; Suessiales; Symbiodiniaceae
Source: the annotation of a GenBank genome assembly
AUGGGGAGUGCCCUGGCCACGGACACCAUCCCGGUCCUGGUGACCAUGGUGGAUGUUCACAAUGCAAAGGCUCAGGACAUGUUCUACUUCUGCAACGUUGGCAGCGGUGGAGCUGCCACGAAGGUCAUUGGGCGGUCACAAACAUUGAGCGUGGAGGUAGGGAUCACGACGGUUCUGACUUUGAUCGUAUAUGAGUGCCCCGAACCUGUCUUCACGCCCGAGACGGCUCGCUGCCUCGGAGUGCUCCGCGUGCCGGUGGAACGGCUAGCAGAGCGCUACAGCUCAGGCAUCUUCCAGCAGUGGUUCAACUUGGACACCAAGACGGACCCGCGGAUGCCAGCUGGGGACCUCCAGUCCCUGGUCACCAAGUUCGAGCAGUCUUACGCUGACUCCGUGAACGACAUUUACCAGCCCAAGGUCUGCUUGUCCGUGAUCGGCUCCUCCUUCGAGGUGCAGCAGGGCUCGAGAUCCACCUUCGGGAUCUUCGUCGGCGAGGAUGUGAAGACGCAAGCAGGCCCUGACCUGAAGGCGCUCAUCGCUUCCCACAAGCAGCAAGCUGCGUACAUCGACGCCUUGCACGAGGAACUCCGUCGUCUGAACACCCCGUCUUAUCGGCCUCUUGCAGCCAGCAUGGCGCAGCCGAUUGGUCCUGCUACCCCCGGCUCCUUUGCGGUGCCCAGACAGGGACCAGCGCCUGGCUACGGUGCCUUCGGUGCGCCCGUGCCAUCCUCGAUGGCACCUCAUUGA